AAUGUCCAAGUCUUUUCCAGUGCAUUUAUACAUCUUUCGUAGUUGUCGCGCAGGGCGGGCGGGCAUCGGCGAGGGCGGCGCGCGCGCUCCAGUCCACUUCCGCUCGCCGGCCGCGAUAACUACUGCCCACUGCCCAACUAAACUAUUUCCAAACUUACCUCGUUACCGACUUCAGUGUUAUCAAAUUCUAAAAUUAGAACAGCAAAACAACAGUUAUCAAUUCUACAAAUAAAUACCAAAUAGUUCCAAGGUUUUAGGGACAUUGUGUAAACAUUUCGUUGGAAAUUCUCCUUUCAUGAGAUAGUGAGUUUGAGUUAUGGCUGAUAAGCUACAUGAAUAUCAAGGGGUAACAGGCCGGCUGCACGGGGUUAGGGAUAAGUGUAAAGAAAAGUGGUCGCAAUGGAAAGAGGAACAUCCAAAAGGAGUGAAGGAGACUUUUAAGGAUUCUCUGUUUGGGAUCCCUCAUUCUGAAGGUCCAGGGAGGGUCUGGCAGGAAAGCGUGUAUAGCGACAUAUUCAGAAGGAAAAGUCGGAUCGAGCUGAUGAGGAUAUCAGCAGCCGUGAUGGGCAUCGAGUUCUCAUACGCCGGCGAGACCGCGUUCGUGUCCCCGACCCUCCUCCAGAUCGGGGUGCCCCACCAACAGAUGACGCUAGUGUGGGCCUUGUCCCCACUCGUGGGCUUCUUCAUGACGCCGCUGCUGGGCUCCAUCAGUGACCGGUGUCGCUCGCAGUUUGGGAGGAGAAGGCCGUUUAUUGUUAUGAUGUCUAUUGGUGUUUUAUUAGGGUUAUUAUUAGUGCCAAACGGCGAAGCCUUAGGAUACGCGUUUGGCGAUGACAGGCCAGCCAACCGCACGGAAGCACCCUCGGUUCUCGGUCCACGGAGUUCCAUUCUAGACUCCACCGACACCAACUAUCAUCCGUGGGGAGUGCUGUUUACGGUGCUUGGAACGGUAUUUUUGGAUUUUGACGCUGAUGCCUGCCAAAGCCCCGCUAGGGCUUACUUGCUAGAUGUCACGGUGCCAGAGGAUCAUGCAAAGGGACUUAGCACAUUUACGAUAAUGGCCGGCUUAGGCGGCUUCAUGGGCUACGCCCUCGGCGGCAUUAACUGGGAUGAAACGCGAUUAGGGGAGUUAUUUGGAGGCCACGUCAGAGCAGUGUUUUCGCUGAUCACCGUGAUCUUCGUGGUGUGUGUAACUGCCACCGUCACCAGCUUCAAGGAGAUUCCUCUCGGAGAGCUUCAGGAGCAGGAGGAGUUCAGGAAGCUGGCGGAGACGGAGAGGGUGCAGGAGAGCUUUGAUGCUGGAGAUGAGCCUGUGAAAAGCUUGAAGCGAGACAACACGACGUAUGGCUCGUUGAAUCAACCGGCUGAGGGAGAUGACCAGAACGGUACAAGCACCAACGUACCCGAAAGCAGUCAGGGCGAGCACUUGUCCCUGCGGCACUACCUCCGCUCCAUCGUGGUGAUGCCGUCCUCACUCCGCGUGGUGUGCCUCACCAACUUGUUCUGCUGGAUGGCGCAUGUCUGCUACUCACUGUACUUCACUGACUUCGUGGGUGAGGCGGUGUUCGGUGGGAACCCUGCCGCGCCAGUCGGCUCAGAAAGCCGUGAGCAGUACGAGGCCGGAGUGCGCUUCGGAUGCUGGGGCAUGGCUAUGUACUCGCUGUCAUGCGCCUGCUAUUCGACCAUUAUCGAGAAACUCAUCAAAAGACUAGGGGCUAAGAAAGUGUACGUUGGUGGACUGUGCACGUACAGCUGCGGGAUGUUCAUGCUGUGCGCGAUCAGAGCACGCGCAGCCGUCAUACUGUUCAGCUGGACGGCGGGCGUCAUGUACUCCACGCUUUUUACCAUGCCCUACCUACUGGUGGCGCAUUACCACGCCACGGGCACGUGGGACAGCGCCGGCGGCGGCAGUGGCGAUGCUCGCGGGCUAGGCACGGACGUGGCAGUGGUGAGCAGCUGUGUGUUCGUGGCCCAACUGCUAGUGUCGGUACUGAUGGGCUUGGCUGUAAGCGCCUCCGGUUCCACCGCUGCCGUGGUAGCCGUCGCCGCCGCGUUAGCCGCCGCCGCCGCCUUCACUGCAACCAAGAUCACUUACUUAGACCUAUAAGAUUAAGAUUAUUAGCUGUUGCCCGCGACUCCGUACGCGUGGAGUUGUAUGUUGGUGGUUAUGUCGCAGGCAAAUUGUAAGAAUCCGCCGUUUACAAACGGCGUCGUCAAUUUACAAACGUUGUUGUUUGUUAGUGCGCUCAAUAGUGUCAACGUAAACGUGAUGGUUGUCGGAGAGUGACCAUGGUUUGCUGUUUUAUAAAUUCACAUUAACUUUUAUACCACACCACCACCCUCACGCGCGUUUUAACUGUGGUCCCACUGCUUUGACCCACAAUGGAUCAACGGGUAUUUUUUUUACCUAUUGUCCCACCGUUCUAAACAGUUCGCCAGUGGGUCUACGGGUAAUUUCUUUUACCAUGGUUCCACCGCCGCACUGUUUCUUUUCUAAAAACAUUUCGUUCACAACUUAACUAGACAGAGCCCCGCUUCGCGGGGCUUCUAUUUCUGGGCGGUUUGCCCUUCGGGCAUCUGAAGCUACCUAACGAACCUAACCUACCUACCUACCACCUACGCUUUU
Messenger RNA from Cydia strobilella, 2626 nucleotides. RefSeq names its product proton-associated sugar transporter A (gene lovit). Lineage: Eukaryota; Metazoa; Arthropoda; Insecta; Lepidoptera; Tortricidae. Gene Ontology annotation, cellular component: membrane. Gene Ontology annotation, molecular function: sucrose:proton symporter activity. Bases 317 to 2107 code for a protein of 596 amino acids. The record is from RefSeq and is a predicted model, not a curated record. The transcript has 9 exons.